ACAGUACGCCCGAAUAACAUUUAAUUUAAUUUUACAACACAUUUACUCAUUUAUAGGAAGCUGUUUUAGCACCUCCUCCCACUUUCUCUUACUAUGAUGGUCCGAGCGAGGAGAGCUCUCUGCAUAGAGGAAAUACAACUAUUUAUAUUUUUACCGGAUUUCUGACUUGGUAUGAAUUUCAGAGCAGGAUCUAUAUACUGCAGAGUUGGUUACACAGACUGUAAAUGGUUUAUGGCAGUGUAUUUGAAUGUCCAGGAGGACCACCCGAGGACUUCUCUCUGAGCAAAGUUCUUUGAAGGGUUCUUGGGAUAAGCAGUUAAGCCACCAUGUCACUCACAGAUCAUCGUAAGAUUUUUGUUGAACAGCAAAUGUCACACAAAUUCAAAGUGAAGGUGUUGAGAGCUGAAAAUGUAACAAAAGGACCUUUCGGAGACCUGUUGGACACUCCAGAUCCAUAUGUGGAGCUCUUCAUCCCCACUUCUCCUGAGAGCAGGAAGAAAACAAAACAUAUCGACAAUGACAUCAAUCCAGAGUGGAAUGAGACCUUUGAAUUCAUCCUGGACCCCAACCAAGAAAAUGUGCUGGAGCUGACAUUAAUGGAUGCCAACUAUGUUGUGGAUGAAACAUUGGGUAUAGCCUCAUAUGCCAUCUCUAAACUCAAAGUUGGACAAACAGAAGUGGUAUCAUUCCUUAUAGGAAAAAUGACAAAUGUGUACUGUCAGCUUUCUUUGGAGGAGUGCUCAGCAAUGGACCUUCGAUUUAGUCUGGAUCUGUGCCAUAAAGAAAAACUGUACAGACAACAACGGUGUGACAGAGUCAUGCUGAGUAUCAAGAAACUGCUACACAUGGAGAAACCUUCCAUCCUCCCUUCUUCUGCCCAUGAGGUUCCAGUUAUAGCUGUACUUGGGUCUGGAGGAGGUUUCAGGGCGAUGGUUGGAUUCUCAGGGGUUAUGAAGGCUUUGUACGAUUCUGGAGUUCUGGACUGUGUCACCUAUGUUGCUGGACUUUCUGGAUCCACUUGGUACAUGUCCACACUGUACUCCCACCCAGAAUUCCCCACCAAAGGGCCGGAGCAGAUCAACAGUGAGCUGAUGAAUCGUGUCAACAGUAAUCCUCUCAAACUGCUUCUUCCCCAACACAUCACUAACUACGUACAUGCUUUGUGGAGCAAGAAGUCCACAGGACAGCCUGUUACCUUCACAGAUAUCUUCGGGAUGUUGAUCGGAGAGACGCUUAUUCCUGCUAGGAUGGAAAAGAAGUUGAGUGAUUUUCAGGAGAAGAUCAAUGAAGGCCAGGCUCCUCUGCCCUUGUUCACAUGCCUGCAUGUUAAACCAGAUGUGUCUGAGCUUAAGUUUGCAGAUUGGGUGGAGUUCAGUCCAUAUGAGAUCGGAAUGGCUAAAUAUGGCACCUUCAUGACACCUGACCUGUUUGGAAGCAAGUUUUUUAGAGGACAUGUGGUCAAGAAGCACAACGAGAACCCUCUUCACUUCCUUAUGGGUGUGUGGGGCAGCGCCUUUUCCAUUCUCUUCAAUAGAGUUCUGGGAAUGAAUGAUGUGACAAAAGGAUGCACCAUGGAGGAAGAACUAGAACACAUCAGACCAGAACACAUUUUAGGGGAGGACAGUCUAGACAGUGAUGAGGACCCACGUAAAGAAGAAGAGCAACAGGCCAGCUGGAUGCAGCGUAUGGUGAGCUCUUUCUUCAGUGACUCUGUUCUUUUUAAAACCCGAGAAGGAAGAGCGGGGAAAGUUCACAACUUUAUGCUGGGCUUAAACCUCAACAACGACGUGCCAUUUUCCCCAUUCACCAGUACUUUUAGCUAUAUGGACGAUGAGGUUGACGCUGUCACAGACCCCUUUGAGUUUGAUCGCAUCUACGAGCCGUUAGACGUGAAGAGCAGAAAAAUCCAUGUGGUGGACAGUGGCUUGACCUUUAACCUCCCUUUUCCCUUGAUCUUGAGACCUCAAAGGGGCAUCGACCUCAUCAUUUCCUUUGACUUCUCUGCUCGGCCAAGUGACUCUAGUCCUCCAUUUAAGGAACUCCUGCUGGCCGAGAAAUGGGCACGAAUGAAUAAUCUACCGUUUCCUAAGAUCGACCCUAAGGUGUUUGAUCGGGAAGGUCUAAAAGAGUGUUACGUCUUCAAACCCAACAAAGGAGAAAGGAACUGCCCUACUGUCAUCCAUUUUGUCCUGGUCAAUAUCGACUUUAGGACGUUCAAAGCUCCAGGAGUUCCACGUGAGACGGACAAAGAGAGAGAAUUAGCAGAUUUUGAUAUUUUUGAUGAUCCAGAGUCGCCCUACUCCACUUUCAACUUCCAAUAUUCAAACCAAGCCUUCACCCAACUGCAUGAUCUUAUGGAAUUCAACACGCUUAACAAUAUUGAGGUCAUCAAAGAAGCAAUAAAGGACAGUAUCUUGUACAGGAAGGAAAUUUCUUCUCGUUGCUCUGUCGCGCUUCCCCUCAGUAAAGUUCUAAACAAAAAACACCAAAAGAGGGACUCCACGGGACAAGCGUGCCAGUACGGGGGUGGAAUAUGAUGCUGUUCCAGCUACAGGAAGUUUACACUCAUCAUGGAAAACACUUUUUAACUAAAAAUACCAGAAGAUCUGGUUUGGUCUUAAGGAGAGUCGCCAUGUAGCUCUUUUGAAGAUGACGAAUGCUCUAUUUACUUGUUUGCUGACAAAAAGGCUUAAAGAUUUCACAGUCUAAUUGUUCUCAGUGAGUUGUAAGGUUGUCUAAGUAACUCUAUAGGGUGUGUAAGGUGCCUAAAUUAAUUUCAGAGAAGAUCAUUUGUUACGUUCAAAACAUACAGUAAUGUGCAAAAGUCUUAGGCCACCACCACCAGACUUGUUUUUUUAGAAAUUUUAAUGUCCAUCUAUAUUUAUUCUUCAAUCUAUUUUAUUAAGAUACAAACAGAAAAUACAGGAAAUAUGCACAAAGAAAUGAAACAUUUAAUUUUCAGGACUAAUAUCUUCUUUAGGCAUCGUCUGUGUUUAGUGUGACCUCUCUUGGCACUAAACACAUCUUGAGCGUUUUUGAGCAGAAUGAAGUAAAAAGACAAAUUUAUUUUAAAUUAGAAAUUAGGAUUUAAUUUUAUUUAGGUUUAAAAGAUCCUGCAGUUUCCUGCUAUUGCUCAGGUGGAAGGGGAGUUUACCCUAAAAACUUGACACAUCAGUUAACAUUUUUAUACAGUUUUUAAUACUAUAUAAUACACAGUUUUUUCUGGAUGUAUUCUAUUAAAGAGACUUAUAUAUAUUAUAUAUGAUUACUAUAACAUUGCAAAAACAACUAAUCUAAUGCUGGCAUGGUGGCCUAAGACUUUUGCACAGUACUGUAUAUUAAAUGUUUUUAAGUUGCAUAUACACUGUAUGGUCUAGUUUGUUUCUUUUCUUCUUAAAGACUUUUCAAAGACAUUUGAUUGAAGCUUACGAAAUAAGGGAGUGCCUCAACAAAAAGACAACAUCCUGAGGGAUAUAACACGAGAUGAAACCUUGGCAACCCCAAACUCUUACACACGCUUCUCACAUUUGAACAGGUGCCCCCCCGCACACACUUCUGUUACGCUUUAGUUAUUUCUCACUGAGUCAUAAAUACUUUUUUAUCACUAUUUUCUAUAUUUGUAGGGGUGCAAAUAAAUAUUAGCUAAGUAAUCCUAAAGCAGCUUUUUGAAGGCGGAAUAAAAUGAAUCUUUUCUUCCAGGUUUAUAUAUCUGAUUUGAAUGCCUUUUAUUUGGGAUCCUGCUAAGCACAACUGACUUUCAACAUUUCUGUUUGCCUCACAAUUUUUGUGUGUGUAUAAACUAACAAAAUGUUAAGAUAAUGAAUCCUGUUAGGAUCAGAUUUUUAAAUGAUGUGAUUAUCUUGGGAUUUUGUAUGCAAUUUUGUGUUAUUUGUGUUUCGUAUUUAGAAUUAAAUAUUUAUUACUACACAGUGUAACCACUAUGUUAAUAAAGUAUUACAUUUUAUUUAAAUUCAGCAUUUGUAAGAAAUGUUUACACAUCUUAGUUGAUGUUUGAGAAAUAAAUCAGACUUAAACUGAGCUAAAUAUAUCAAACUGAGUUACUGUCCUUUAUAUGGCUUUUUUUUCUCAUGCUCCUCGAGCGCUCAUGCUACUUGAGGUUUUGAGAGGCUUCUUAAGUUUUGGGAAAUCCUGACCUACAUGUGGAUGUGCUUUCAGUUGAAUGAUUCAAAAUACUUAAGCAGAUGCACAUUCUCCCCACUGAUCUAUAAAUAUUUUGAGUUAAAGGGUAAAAAAAAAAAUCAUAACCAAACAUUUUGGUCAUUUCGGUCAAAGUGAUUAAAGCAUUAUGAACAAUUUUCUUAGAAGGUUUUAAGGAAAUAAUGAUUUUUGAGAACCAUUAGUAAUCCUAAAGCUAUUUAAUGAAUAAGAGCCAAAAAAAGUGAGCGGAUCUAUUAUAAAUACCAAUGGCACAGGUUGUCCUAAACUCGUUAAACUUUGGUCUAUGAACAGACAGGUGUGUCAGAUUAAGACCAAUUACUGUCUUUACUUGUUGAAGCGUGUACUCUAUAUAUCAUUAUUUUCCUAUUAAAUACAAUUAAAUCAUCAAUUGUUGUAUAUGGGUGCAUUAGCCAUGUCUAACUGUGAUUACGUUUAUUAUAACAUGGCCAGAUCCUCUUGAAAACCUAUAUUCUUGCAGAUAUUCCCUAUACACUGUGUCAGCAACAGGUUGUGGGUUUAAAUCCCAGGGAACACACA
Molecule: messenger RNA, 4716 nt
Organism: Paramisgurnus dabryanus
Lineage: Eukaryota; Metazoa; Chordata; Actinopteri; Cypriniformes; Cobitidae
Source: RefSeq, a predicted model, not a curated record